This is a messenger RNA of Anopheles funestus (African malaria mosquito), 1903 nucleotides long. RefSeq names its product peroxisomal N(1)-acetyl-spermine/spermidine oxidase-like. The record is from RefSeq and is a predicted model, not a curated record. Lineage: Eukaryota; Metazoa; Arthropoda; Insecta; Diptera; Culicidae. Gene Ontology annotation, molecular function: polyamine oxidase activity. The coding region runs from base 239 to 1744 and encodes 501 amino acids. The transcript is spliced from 3 exons.
UCAGUUUAUCAGCACGAUCGUCGGAACGCAGAAGUUUGAUUCUCGGUCGCAAAUCAAUUCGAGUUCUCUGAGGUUAUUUAGGUAAUGUAAACACUUAAAAGUGUUGAAUUCAAACUGCAUGCAAUCAAAGUACACUUAUUUCAAUCGUUUUUGACUUGUAAAAACCUCGCAAAAUCUGAUUCCAGCUCUAAAAUUGCUUAUCUGGCUCGCCAACCAAAAAAAAACGACGACCUCCAUCAUGAAGUACCACCCUGCUGUCGGUGGUAUGAUCAUUUAUUUGAUCGCGAUCAUCACUGUUAGCUUAGUGAAUGGUGCGGAAAAUCCACGAAUAAUCAUAAUCGGUGCCGGUGCUGCUGGUAUAGCGACGGCAAGUCGACUCUAUCAGCGAGGCCUAAAGAACAUCACCAUUCUGGAAGCGUCCCACCGUAUCGGUGGACGUGUCGCUUCGACUCCCUUCGCUGGUGGAGUUGUGGAACUAGGUGCACAGUGGUGUCAUGGGGAGGAAAACAAUGUGGUGUACGAGCUGGCCUCAGUGUUUCCCGAUAUGCUUGAGCGCUCCAUAGUUAGCGAUGGGGAAGCAUUGGUACGUUCCAAUGGUGUGCGUAUCGAUGAUAACGUUACCAUGAAAUUCGUAGCUUUGGCUGACGAGAUCCUUACGUCGAGUGAACGGGAGAAUUACACGGGUAGCUUGGGUGACUUCUUUACCACAAUGUACUGGGAACAGUUGCGGUCAGAUUCCAACUAUAGUGAUAUAAACCGUGAGCUAGCCGAGCAGUUUGUGGUGUUUUUUCACAACUAUUAUCGAGGAUACUCGGCAUAUGACUCGUGGUUCGAGGUAGCUGCCAACGAAAAUGACACCUACGAAGAAUCGAAAGGAAAUUCGACAAUCUCUUGGAACAGUACGAAAGGAUUUUCUAUCAUCCUCGAUAUUGUAUCAGGCAAUUAUCCGGGAACAAUGAAUACCACUCUGACACCAGUGCCCUUGAGCCAGCUUGUUACGUACGAUAAAUUUGUAUCCAACAUUCACUGGGAUGGAACAUCGAAUCAGCAAGUUCGCGUUACCACCGAUGAUGGUUCCCAAUACGAAGCAGAUCAUGUGAUCAUUACGGUUCCGCUAGGUGUACUUAAAGAGAACCAUCAUACAAUGUUCACACCAGCGCUACCCACCGUUCAUCAACAAGCCAUCGGUGGAAUUUACUUUGGAACCGUCAACAAAAUAUAUCUGCUGUUUGAUAAACCCAUUCCGGAAGAGCUUCCGAACACGGUAUCCCUGCUCUGGUUCGAGUCCGAUCUGGAACCGUUAAGACGUACCAAACACGCAUGGACUGAAGCCGUGUCCACCUUGUUUCGCGUUGAUCAUCAACCGAACGUACUGGCUGCCUGGUUGAAUGGGGUUGAAGGACGUCAAGCAGAACUGCUGACGGAUGAUGAUGUCCGGGAAGGAAUGCUGCAUUUGUUAAGUAUUUUUGUGGGCAAUUUAAAUUUCGGUAAACUGGAAGAUGUACUCAGGUCGAAAUGGUCCUCAAAUCGUCUAUUCCGUGGAUCUUACUCUAGUCGAUCUAUAACGACGGAAAGGUUAGGCACUGGUGCGAAAUAUCUUGCCACACCCUUGACAGAUGCUGCUAACAAACCUGUGGUAAUGUUUGCCGGAGAAGCUACCAGCCACAAACGCUACUCCACCGUACAUGGGGCUAUUGAGAGCGGAUUUCGUGAAGCGGAUCGUUUGCUCAGUUUGUAUCAAUGAGAUUCUUACGAGGAUGUUGCGAGAAUUCAACCUCCGUACAUCAUCAAAGUUAGGUGUACUGAAAACUCGGAGUUCCAGGCUGUAUGCAUCUCCUAGUACAAAGAUUCUGGAAAAAAUCUCAUUGAAUAUGCAAUAAAAUGAUGAAUUACACAAAUUGAG